Pipra filicauda (Wire-tailed manakin) is the source of this 1476-nucleotide messenger RNA. Its product is annotated as cathepsin K-like. The record is from RefSeq and is a predicted model, not a curated record. Gene Ontology annotation, cellular component: lysosome. The transcript is spliced from 7 exons. NCBI's taxonomy places the organism in Eukaryota, Metazoa, Chordata, Aves, Passeriformes, Pipridae. Gene Ontology annotation, molecular function: cysteine-type endopeptidase activity. The coding region runs from base 281 to 1381 and encodes 366 amino acids. Gene Ontology annotation, biological process: immune response.
CUGGGACAGGGGUGUCCCCAGGACAGGACCCAGCGGCAGCAGCCCCGCGCCGGGGCUGACUCAGCCCGUCCCUGCAGCAUCACGUGAAGCCGGGGCAGCCCCCCCGUCCCCCCUCCCCGUCCCCUCGAUCCCUCCCCCUCCCCAUCCAGACCCGACGCCUGCCCAAAUUUUCCGGCUGCCUCCGAACUUCCUCAAUCGAUCCAGCGGGAUAAAAGCGCAGCAGCCCCGGCCCGGCACUCCCAGUGCUCCCAGUUCUCCCAGUGCUCCCACCGACGGCUCCAUGCUGGGUGCUCAGCUGGUCCCCAGGAUGUGGUGUCUGCUGGCCCUGCUGGUCCCCGUGGCCCUGGCCCAGUUGCACCCGGAGCCAGAACUGGACGCGCAGUGGGAGCUGUGGAAGAAAACCCACCGCAAGCAGUACAACGGCCAGGCAGACGAGGUGACACGGAGGCUGAUCUGGGAGAAGAACCUCAAGUACAUCAACACCCACAACCUGGAGCACACGCUGGGCGUCCACACCUUCGAGCUGGCCAUGAACCACCUGGGGGACAUGACCAGCGAGGAGGUGGUGAGGACGAUGACGGGGCUGAAGGUGCCCCGUGGCCACCAACGUCACAACGAGACUCUCUUUGUCCCCGACUGGACCGAGAGAGCCCCGGCUGCCAUGGACUGGCGCAAGAAGGGCUACGUCACCCCUGUCAAGAACCAGGGCCAGUGCGGCUCGUGCUGGGCGUUCAGCUCGGUGGGCGCCCUGGAGGGGCAGCUGAAGAGGAAGACGGGGAAACUGCUGUCCCUGAGCCCCCAGAACCUGGUGGACUGCGUGGCCAACAACGACGGCUGCGGCGGCGGGUACAUGACCAACGCCUUCGAGUACGUGCGGCAGAACCGCGGCAUCGACUCCGAGGACGCCUACCCCUACAUCGGCCAGGUGGGGUGGGGCGGGGGGACACGGGCCCCACACCUCCCUCCCUCCGCCCCCAUCACCCCCAUCUCACCCCCCCCUUCCCGGCAGGACGAGAGCUGCAUGUACAGCCCCACCGGGAAGGCGGCCAAGUGCCGCGGCUACCGCGAGAUCCCCCCAGGCAACGAGAAGGCCUUGAAGAGGGCGGUGGCCCGGAUCGGCCCCGUCUCCGUGGGCAUCGACGCCAGCCUGCCCUCCUUCCAGUUCUACAGCCGGGGGGUUUACUACGACGAGAACUGCAACGCGGAGAACAUCAACCACGCCGUGCUGGCCGUGGGCUACGGGGCACAGAAGGGCACCAAGCACUGGAUCAUCAAGAACAGCUGGGGCGAGGAGUGGGGCAACAAGGGCUACGUCCUCCUGGCCCGCAACAUGGACAACGCCUGCGGCGUGGCCAACCUGGCCAGCUUCCCCAAGAUGUGAUGCCCUGGCCCUUCCCUCCCCACUUCCCGGCCUUCCAGCUUGGCCUCUUCCCUCCCGGUCUCGAAGGACAGCGCUCCCGGGGGGAAUUCUGCGAC